Messenger RNA from Colossoma macropomum (tambaqui), 2264 nucleotides. Its product is annotated as CD209 antigen-like protein C. The record is from RefSeq and is a predicted model, not a curated record. NCBI's taxonomy places the organism in Eukaryota, Metazoa, Chordata, Actinopteri, Characiformes, Serrasalmidae. The transcript has 8 exons. The coding region runs from base 732 to 1595 and encodes 287 amino acids.
CCGCCUCAACUUCCUGUCCUCACACCAAGUACAAAGAUAAUAAUAACACAUACAUAGAGUCACUUUGAGAGCUGGAGAGACUGUGGUAGAUACUGUACAUCUGCAGUUACAGCAAAAACAAUUCAAGCUACAUUAUGGCAAGAGUGCAUUUAAGAAAGAGAACAGAACCGGAGAUGAAUGAGGAUCUGUAUGCAAACGCAGCAGACAAGAGAUUAACUGAUUCAAACAACAGCAGGAGCUCUUAUGAAGAAAUCUAUGCCAAUGAAGCUGUUCUGGACACUCCAGUGACCAGAAGCCAUAAAGGAACUAUGACCUCAGGAGUGAAUGCUGCAGAGAGCACAUUCUACAGACUGGCUGCAGUGUGUCUGGGGCUGCUGUGUGUUCUCCUGCUGACUGCCAUACCAGUGCUGUUGUUCACAUUUAUCACAGAGACAGACCGGUUACAGACCAGUUACGCCAACCUGACCACGGAGUGUGAACAGUUACAGACCAGUAACAACAUCUUGAUUACAAAAAGAGACCAGUUACAGACCAUUUAUAACAAACUGACUAAAGAGAAUCAUGUGCUUCUGAAGAGCCUUUCACAUUUGGGUUCUGGAGAAGUGGGGAACCCAACAGUGAAAUAGGAGAAGAUGAUUGUGUCAUAACUGGCUCUGGGUCUGAUCCUGUAGAGAACUGGGCUGGUUAUCCUCUUAUGGACACGUUUGCUUUGAUCUAGAACAGAACCGGAGAUGAGUGAGGAUAUAUAUGCCAAUACAGGAACAACAGAAGACAACAGAUCGACUGAUUCAAACGAAAGCAGGGAUUCUUCUGAUGAUGUCUACAUGUGUGAAGAUGUCCUGGAGACUAAUGUGACCAGAAGCCAUAAAGGAACUAUGACCUCAGAAAAAAGCUCUGCGGGAAGCAGAUGCUGGAGACUGACUGCAGUGUGUCUGGGGCUGCUGUGUGUUCUCCUGCUGGCUGCUAUCGCACUACUGGGGGUCCAAUUAAUCAGUUACAACAACAUGACUAUAGAGAGAGACCAGUUACUGACCAGUUACACCAACCUGACUACAGAGAGAGACCAGUUACAGACCAGUUACACUAAAGUGACUAUAGAGAGAGACCAGUUACAGACCAGUUACACUAAAGUGACUAUAGAGAGAGACCAGUUACAGACAGAAAGGGAUGGAUUCCAAAGCAGGCUUUCUAAACUGGAGAGGGACAUUAACCAACCAGGAUGGAUCUACUUCAGUUCCAGUGUUUACUACAUCUCUACUGAGGAGAAGAGCUGGAGGGAGAGCAGACAGUUCUGCAUAGAGAGAGGAGCAGACCUGCUGAUCAUAAACAGCAGAGAAGAACAGGACUUUACUGAAAUGUUGAGAAGAGGUCAGACAGCUUGGAUUGGUCUGACUGACAGUGAGAAGGAGGGGGUCUGGAAAUGGGUGGACGGCUCAGCACUGACCACUGGGUUCUGGAAAUAUGGGGAGCCCAACAGUUAUGGAGAUGAAGACUGCACUCUAACUGGCUAUGGGUCUAGUCCUGAAAAGAGCUGGGCUGAUUUUCCCUGCAAUUCUAAGUCUGUUUGGAUUUGUGAGAGAAGAAUAUUUAGCUAAAUCACUGCAUGUGUGUAUGGAUUGUACAUAUUGUUUUGUCAUGGUCGAAUAGACAGGGGUAGGAUGGGAUAGAGAUAGUGAGAGGUCAGUCUUGGGGUAGUAAUCCAUUACUAAUUACUUCACCCAAACUGAAAUGGGAUUACUUUACGUAUUAUUUCCUGGAAAAAAGUGAUCUCACUGCUCAUAACUUCACCUCUAAACAAUUAUCCUGGUUGCCUCAGAAAGUACAUGGAAAACAACUACUUUGGGGUCAAUUUUUUGGGGUGGGCUGUUUUUUCAGUCAGUUGGUUAAUGCAGAAGAAAGGCAGAUGCUAACAUUACUAAUAGGAAGUAAAAUAUCUUAUUGCAGCCAUAUAACUGCAGUAACUGCCUUUAAAUCAUCAUUAUUUAUUGUUGUUGUAUUUAUAUGGUUGUAUUUAUUUACUUGCAGAUCCGGCAGCCUAGAAGUCAGGACAGAUUGAGCAACACAGUGAUUCCCAAUGGUUGUAUGGUGUAUAUGUAUAAUGCAGGCUGGGUAUUGUAGUGAGAGGACACUGAUGAACAAAAACAUGAAAACAAAUAGUGAAUUCUGCCAAACCAGUCAGGCGCAUUGGGUAGCGCUGUCGCCUCACAGCAAGAAGGGCCUGAGUUUGAUUUCCGGCCGGGUGACCAGGGUCGUUUCUGUGUGGA